Molecule: messenger RNA, 696 nt
Organism: Ruditapes philippinarum (Manila clam)
Lineage: Eukaryota; Metazoa; Mollusca; Bivalvia; Venerida; Veneridae
Exons: 1
Coding region: 1-696 (231 amino acids)
Source: RefSeq, a predicted model, not a curated record
AUGGAAGAAAAGUUUACAAAAAGUUACAUUAAGGUGGAUGGACCUCCUGUUACACUAAAAUAUCAAACUUUUCCGGAGGUGAUGAAACAUUAUGCAGAGACGAAACCUGACUCUCCGUCUGUUGUCUUUGUAUCAACUGACGGGACUCGAGAAUGUGUAACUUGGUCACAGCUUUACCAACGAUCUAAGAUAAUGGCAAAGUCACUGAUUAAAAUGGGGAUUAAGAGGCACGAGGUUGUUGCUAUCAACGUCCGUUGUUGUCCAGAGUGGUUAUAUGCUACAUUUGGUGCCAUGAUGGCUGGGGCCAUUCCAGUCAGCAUAUCCUUCACAUAUACUGACGGGAGUGACCUUAUCGCUCUAAUGAAAAAGAUGGAAACUUGUUCGCUGCUUAUUCUUGUUCCUGGUGCCGAGUUUGUUAAUUGGAAUAUCCUUCGUAAACUUCUUGACAAGUACAAGGCUGAUGGAAAGGUAAAAAGCCAAAAAAUGCCGUAUCUAAGAUUUGUUCUAGGGGUAAGGUUUGGGUAUCCCGAAUUACCAAAUGUCAUAGGCUUGCGAGACCUUUUAGAGGAGGAUCAUUGUGAUAUAGAACUUCCCGUCGUUAAGCCAACCGAUGUAUGUGGACUCUUCCAGACAUCUGGGAGCACAGGGAUUCAAGAAUGUUACAUAUACUCAACAAUCAUCUCUAAAGAUGUUUAG